Messenger RNA from Naegleria gruberi, 1209 nucleotides. RefSeq lists its product as uncharacterized. Gene Ontology annotation, biological process: protein ubiquitination. The transcript has a single exon. Lineage: Eukaryota; Heterolobosea; Eutetramitea; Acrasida; Naegleriidae. Bases 1 to 1209 code for a protein of 402 amino acids. The record is from RefSeq and is a predicted model, not a curated record. Gene Ontology annotation, molecular function: ubiquitin protein ligase activity.
AUGUGGGGAGAAGGAAAUAUUCGUUCGUAUGUCCAAGCACUUUUUAGAGGAAGUAUUACUUCACCUGUUUUAACUGUAAAUAGAGUUAAUGGCACUGUUCAUUUGAAGAAGAAUACUUUUUCAUGCAUUACUGCUCAAGAUGAUCAAAGAAAAUUGAAUGGUGUAAAGUUUAAUUUUGACACUCUUGUCAAAUCAAGUGUUCAAUUAUUUUGGGGUGUUUCAGAAUUAUCUUUCAAGAGAAAAAUUUUACAACCUUUUAAGGAUAACUUUGAAAAAAUUGUAAAUGAAGCAAAGGAGAAAGGAAAGGAAAAUUAUCAACAAGAUCAACAUUUGGAGGAUGACGAAAAUAUGGAAAGAGGUUUAUUGGAUGUGAAUGAAAAUCAAGUGGAUGAUAUUACAGCAUCAGUUUAUGAAACUCCUCUUUCUCAAAUAGAUAUGAAUAGACUUUUGACAUAUGAGGAAUAUGUAGAAAAGAGUGAUCUUAUUUAUUUUGAUAAGGGAUUAAACCAAUCAUUUGAAAUGCCUGUGGACGAAAUGAUUGAUCAAAACGUAGUUGAUAAUUAUUUUACAUCACUAAUUGUGAGAGAAACUCCUCAAACAAAUAAUAAUACCAAUAACGAGGAAGCUGAAAAUGCUGAAGGCCAAGUAGAAACAACAGCACCUGAAAUUCAGAAUACAGAGGAAGAAAGAUUGGGUAAUCAACUUACUCGUGAUUUACUUGCUGACGAAGAUGAAACAAUCCAAUCCGAUUCUAAACUUCCACUUGUUAUUGUAUUGAAACCAACUAAUUCAUCAGAUACCUUAAAAAGAUAUGAGGGAGAAGAUAGCUCACUUGAUUACGAUAGAGAACUCCAAUCACUUUACGUGAUUUGUAAUUUUAAGAGAUAUGAAAACUCGGAAGAAGGUGUAUAUUAUAGAGGAAAUGUUGUUAAAAUAUUUGCUCAAACUGAGUCAGAAUUAUUUGAAUUGGAAGAAGUAUACGGUGCCGAUGAGAAUGAUGAAAACGAAGUUGAGGAAUGUAUUGUUUGUUUCUCUGAACCAAGAGAUAUUACUAUUUUACCAUGCAAACAUAAGUGUGUUUGUCAUGAAUGUUUUUCAAGAAUUGAUAAGUGCCCAAUCUGCAGAACAAAUGUUAGAAGCUUCUUAACUGAUGGCGGUAAUACAACUACUGAGUCAGAUCCAAACACUCAAAACAAUGAAUCUGUUUAA